Messenger RNA from Ilex paraguariensis (yerba mate), 570 nucleotides. The record is from the annotation of a GenBank genome assembly. NCBI's taxonomy places the organism in Eukaryota, Viridiplantae, Streptophyta, Magnoliopsida, Aquifoliales, Aquifoliaceae.
AUGUUGGGAAUGGAAGAAAUUUUGUGUGAACUGACUGGAGGAGACGUGAACGAGCAGGGUUUGCCACCAGGGUUCAGAUUCCACCCAACUGAUGAAGAGCUUAUUACCUUUUAUCUGGCUUCAAAAGUGUUUAACGGCCGUUUCUGCGGUGUGGAGAUUGCCGAGGUAGACCUCAACAGAUGUGAGCCUUGGGAGCUUCCGGAAGUGGCGAAAAUGGGGGAGAGAGAAUGGUAUUUCUUCAACUUGAGAGACAGAAAGUACCCAACUGGGUUGAGAACAAACAGAGCCACAGGGGCUGGGUAUUGGAAAGCGACAGGGAAAGACAGAGAGGUGUACAGUGCUUCGAGUGGUUCACUGCUUGGGAUGAAGAAGACACUGGUUUUCUACAAGGGCAGAGCCCCUCGUGGUGAGAAGACCAAAUGGGUCAUGCACGAGUACCGCCUUGACGGCGACUUCUCCUACAGUAGUCNCGACAGGGAAAGACAGAGAGGUGUACAGUGCUUCGAGUGGUUCACUGCUUGGGAUGAAGAAGACGCUGGUUUUCUACAAGGGCAGAGCCCCUCGUGGUGA